AUGCAUAAAGCCAAGGGGAAGCCGUUUCAUCUGCCCUACAGGAGGCCCGCUGUGCCUACGUGAUCAUCCUCAUGGCCGUGUUCUGGUGCACAGAAGUGAUCCCUUUGGCCAUCACGGCGCUGCUACCUGUAGUUUUGUUCCCCAUGUUCGGCAUCCUGGAGUCCAAGAAGGUAUGCAUGCAGUACCUGAAGGAUACCAACAUGCUCUUUGUGGGGGGGCUGAUUGUGGCAGUUGCAGUGGAGCAUUGGAACCUGCACAAGCGGAUUGCACUGCGGGUGCUACUGAUUGUUGGUGUAAAGCCUGCGCUCCUGAUGCUGGGCUUCAUGGGUGUCACAGCCUUCCUGUCUAUGUGGAUCAGCAACACGGCUACCACGGCCAUGAUGGUGCCGAUCGUCCAGGCAGUUCUUGACCAGAUGAACAGCUCAGACCAGGAUCCGGCCUUCACAGAUUUGGCUGCUGGACACAUCAGCGCUGGGUCUGAACUGGAGGGCAAGAAGGUCUUCAGCGUCUCUGUGGUGCAAGCCAACGGCCACCUUUCUGAAGACUGCAAGGAGCAAGAGAGGGAAGCCAAGAAGCGGAUCAACAAGGGGAUGACUCUGUGCGUCUGCUACGCUGCCAGCAUUGGGGGAACGGCCACGCUGACUGGGACGGGGCCCAACCUGGUCCUGAAAGGCCAGAUGAACCAGUUGUUCCCCGAGAAUGGCGACAUCCUGAACUUUGCCUCCUGGUUUGGCUUUGCCUUCCCCAACAUGCUGCUGAUGUUGGUGCUGGCCUGGCUGUGGCUCCAGUUCUCCUUCAUGGGCUUCAACUUCCGGAAGACGUGGGGCUGUGGGACCCAAAGGACCGAGAAGGAGAAGGCUGCCCUCAGCAUGCUGAAGGAGGAGCACCGGAAGCUGGGCCCCGUGUCCUUUGCUGAGCUCAACGUGCUGCUUACCUUCAUGCUGCUCGUCGUCCUCUGGUUCACCAGGGACCCCGGCUUCAUCCCAGGCUGGGCCACCUUCCUCUUCAACAAAGACAAGGAGUAUGUGACGGACGCCACGGUGGCCAUCUUCGUAGCCCUGCUGCUAUUCAUCAUUCCCGCCACCUGGCCCCGGUGCGGCUUCUGUGGCCAAGGCAGCUGCGAUGUGGAGGCGGCCGGGGAAGCUGCAAGGGAACCAUUUCUCCCAGCCCCACUGCUGGACUGGGCAGUGACCCAGAGAAAGAUGCCGUGGAGCAUCGUGCUGCUGCUCGGGGGAGGCUUUGCCCUGGCCAGCGGAAGCGACGUUUCAGGGCUGUCCAAGUGGCUCGGGGACCAGAUGACCCCGCUGCACAGCAUCCCCCCCUGGGCCAUCGCCAUCAUCCUUUCCCUUGUCAUCGCCGUCUUCACAGAGUGCACCAGCAACGUAGCCACGGCCACCCUCUUCCUCCCCGUAUUCGCAUCAUUGUCCCAAUCCAUCGAGGUCAACCCGCUGUACCUCAUGAUCCCGGGCACGCUCAGCGCAUCGUUUGCUUUCAUGCUUCCCGUGGCAACCCCUCCAAACGCCAUAGUCUUCUCCUAUGGCCACCUCCACGUCUCAGACAUGGCUAAAACGGGAAUAGUGAUGAACAUUAUUGGCGUCCUAUGCAUAACCCUGGCGGUCAACAGCUGGGGACGAGCCAUGUUCCACCUGGACAACUUUCCAUCCUGGGCAAACACCACCCUGGGGAAGUGAAGAGAGAGGCCGGGGACUCCCUUCAGCUUGCUAUUUUGUCCCAAACCUUUCCCUGGCAUUAGCAAAUCCCCCACCCUCUACCCUGGGGUCCACAGUUAUCUGGGGCCAGGGCAAAGCAGCCAGAGACUUCUCCAGCGUCACCCAAGACAAUGAGGCUGUUUUUGGAUGAGACUAAGAGACCCUGGUUGCCACUCCUGUGGGGAAGACUCAGUCUGGCUGUGCCUCCAGAGAAACUAUGGGUCACAAUAUGGGAUAUUUAAGGAAGCAGAACCUGACGGCAAGCUGCGUUUCCGUAAUGGAGGCCAAUGAUACUGACAGGACUCGGAGGACUCAGCAAGAAGAAGGAAGCGGCAGCCGCUGGGAGUGCUGAGCAAGGGGAAACAGCCACUCCUGUCUGCCAGUUUCUGCGAGUUCACCACUGCAUGGGGGCUCAUGCCACCUGUAGGUCAAGAAGCACUUAGGAUAGAAAAGCACUGGAUGAGCCCGCUCACCUGGACCUCGUCCACUAGCCCAGUGCCCACGUGGCUGCUGACUGCAGAAUAAUGGCACAAGGCAACACAGGCAGCGCUGGGCGGAGUACUGUGAUGCCCGAGGCUGCAGCCCCCAGGGAGGCAGAAGCCCAGCUCUUGAAAUGCACCAGGAGGUGUUAGCAGUGUGUCUUUUUAGACAUCUCCUGUGCAAGCUCCAAACCAAAAAGGCAGCAGUGAAGAGGCUGAAGGGGGACACUGAUGGGGAUGGGGGGAAGUAUAUUUGGAGCAUCCAGAUUCUGAAGACAGGAGCCAGAGAGGUUUGAUGAUGUUAUUUAAUUGCCUUCAAUAUUAAUAAAAGACUAUUUGCAUUUUGUAAAA
Messenger RNA from Varanus komodoensis (Komodo dragon), 2539 nucleotides. RefSeq names its product solute carrier family 13 member 5 (gene SLC13A5). Gene Ontology annotation, biological process: monoatomic anion transmembrane transport; citrate transport. Gene Ontology annotation, cellular component: membrane. Lineage: Eukaryota; Metazoa; Chordata; Lepidosauria; Squamata; Varanidae. The record is from RefSeq and is a predicted model, not a curated record. Gene Ontology annotation, molecular function: citrate transmembrane transporter activity; sodium:dicarboxylate symporter activity; succinate transmembrane transporter activity. The transcript has 12 exons. Bases 72 to 1691 code for a protein of 539 amino acids.